UCUUACUUAGGGCAGGCCUCAAACAAAUUCUUAUAAUUACAUGUUGGUGACAUCACCAGUGUUAGAGUGAAUCUCUAUCUCAACAGGUCUACUGUAUACCAUAUUAUCCCUGAAAUUGCCAAAGACAAAAUACUUCACUGCCUUUUAAAGUCUUUCAGGUCUAUACUAGGGAUAUGCAAUGCAAUGAUGCCAAUAGAAUUUAAGGUAAAAAUCAAGCAACAUUUGGCUGAUUUGUGAGAUAACCACUUGCACUUAUUCAUACUUUGAUUGUUUUAGAAAAUUAAAAGAAUAUGUUGUUGCUGGGAAUAAGUAUUAAACCAGAAAUGUAACAUCAAACUGGAGUUGCAUAAUGUGAUGCUGUUAACCAAGUGGAAUUACAUUGCUAGAUUAUUGGGAAAUGUAUAACAUUUUGCUGAACUUCAAGUUUAUAGCCAGAGUGCAGUAAGUAGCAAGUUAGAUUAUUGGUAAGCAAUCAGACAAAUUGUUUAACCAGGGAUUACUUUAAUGUUUAUUUGUGAUGUUGAGAAGUGGGGAAAUGAAGUUUAGCUCAAGGAGUGCAUAAUAUUAUGUUGUUAUUUAGUUUUCACCAUUCUAGCAUGAUUGCUUCAAAUGAUAAGAGAGUAACAAUAAAAUGAAAAUGUGCAUCAUAUGUUUAUAAAACAAUAAACCAGAUUUCAUAUGGUGUGCUUUCCUCUGGAAAUGCAGACAAAAUGUUAAAUGUUCCUUGUGCAUUAUAUUAAAAUGUAGAAAAAUCCACACAAAAUAUAUUUCCUGCAAUGUUUAACUUUGUUAUGUCUUGUCUGCUUGAGACUUCCAUUUAUUUAUGUAUUUGUGAAUUUAUUUAAUACCAGUGAAAGCCAUAAUUUACUAACCCAUAUUCCAAGAAGUGUAGGAAAAAUAAAAGAAGAAGCGAAAGGAUCAGCGGAGUUUCAUUAGCUAAGAACAACUUAAAGAGAGUGACUGUUUAGCCAAAUGAAAUAUGGGCAUCUUGCCUUGUGUUGUUUGAGUACAUCUUAGUGUAUGGGUUUUAAUGAAUAUUGUCUUCAGACAAGGAAUGCUCAGAAACUUAAUAUGAAAGCUAAAUAAUCAAACCUGUGAACAAUCUGACAUGCCUGCCUACUAGAACUUUCUACAGAUAUCGAUUUUUUAAUGCAGUAGUAAUGUCUUCUACUUGGCUAGUGUAAGAGAUAAAAAGUUCACCCUUCAGUAAAGAAUUACUAAACAGCAACAACAUAAAUUGUGUGUGUGUGUGUGUGUGUGUGUGUGUGUGUGUGUGUGUGUGUGUGUGUGUGUGUGUCUUUAAGAAGAGUAAUAACCAAUGGCCGAGGAUAGCUACAAACUGUUACAUUUAAGAGAGUGGUUUACAAUGUACAACAACACAAAUCUAUCUGCAACUUUUUGUUUUCUCUCUGGCAUUUCCUACGCAAAGUCUAUUCAAAAUUCAAACUUCUCAACGAUAUUUGAAUAAAUACUUUCAGCAAAAUGGCUUCACAUUGCUGCUAUUGGUUUCCUUCAGAGUGAAACUAUAUCAAAGCGUGUUAUGUAUACAAGCAGCUUUGCGAAUUUUGUCUUGUCAGCUAACACCCUCUAGUGCCGACUACAAUGUAUUUGACCUUCCGUUCCUGACAGCCGCAGGUUGGGAUGCUCAUUUCUGCACACCACAGUUUGGCUCUUCUCUCGUCCUAUCUCACCCCCGGAGGGCUCAAGUGGACUUCAUUAGCGUAUUUAUUUUUGUUUAGUUCCACAAAUGCCUUGCAAGGACGUUCAAUUUGGUCUCUUUCUUGGGAUUUUACCGCUUAACAAAAUGGAUACAGUGCAGCCUUGCAAAGCACAACCAAAAUAGUAGCGCACGUAUAAUUAAGAAGCAACUGUACAUGCAAAUGUUUGAAGUAUCGCAGGGAGACAGGGGUUUGCAGCUUUUCUUUGCAGGCAAUGUGAAAUCUUGUGGAUAAUCUAAAGACUCGCUGCUUUAAUAGUUUCAAAGAUGUGAAUCGGACUGAGGAAUCCCUCACAGACACGGUUUGUCUGGCUCGCUUGCUGCUCCAUCAGUUUGGAUUGCCGGAAAGGGGGGAAUCGGACGGGGGAGCCAGACAUACGCCUCCUUUUUCAAAACACAAAUAUUUUUCAGGGUUGUGUAUAUUCAGGGGGACACCCGAGGCAGUUAAUCUUCAAAGGGGUAUCUUAGCAGAGCAAGCUGCAUUGGUUGAAAAGAAAUGGAAUAUAGCUGGAACAUCGGUGUCCUUCUUCUUUUGAUCAGAGUGCGGUUCGCCUGCUCAAGUCACCUUUCCAGCAGCAACCAAGUUGUGCUUCUCGAUACCACAGCAGCACAGGGAGAGCUGGGCUGGAAAACGUACCCAUUAAAUGGGUGGGAUGCCAUCACAGAAAUGGAUGAGCACAACCGUCCCAUUCAUACUUAUCAGGUCUGCAAUGUUAUGGAACCAAAUCAGAACAACUGGCUACGAUCCAAUUGGAUUUCUCGAGGUGCUACUCAAAAGAUCUAUGUUGAGAUGAAAUUUACAUUAAGAGACUGCAACAGCAUUCCAUGGGUUCUUGGAACAUGCAAAGAAACCUUCAACUUAUAUUAUAUGGAGUCAGAUGAGUCUCAUGGAGUUAAGUUCAAACCUAGUCAAUAUAACAAAAUUGACACCAUUGCAGCUGAUGAAAGUUUCACUCAGAUGGAUCUUGGUGACCGAAUCCUUAAGCUCAACACUGAGAUUAGAGAAGUAGGUCCAAUAAGUAGAAAGGGGUUCUAUCUUGCUUUUCAAGACAUAGGGGCCUGUAUUGCUCUUGUGUCUGUCCGAGUGUACUACAAAAAGUGUCCUUUUGUCUUCCGUAACUUAGCAGUAUUCCCUGAUACAAUUCCAAGGGUGGAUUCGUCAUCCUUAGUUGAAGUCCGAGGAUCUUGUGUGAAGAAUGCUGAGGAGAGAGAUGUUCCAAAGCUUUAUUGUGGAGCUGAUGGAGACUGGCUGGUACCCCUGGGCCAGUGCGUCUGUAGCGUUGGCCACGAGGAAGUAGAUGGAUCGUGUCAUGCUUGCCGGCCAGGCUUCUAUAAAGCCUAUGCAGGAAAUACCAAAUGUAUCAAAUGUCCACCUCACAGUUUCACCUACGGAGAAGGAACCUAUGUUUGCAUAUGUGAAAAGGGAUAUUUUCGGGCAGAAAAAGAUCCUCCUGCAAUGUCAUGUACCAGACCUCCUUCCGCUCCCAGGAAUGCAGUAAUUAGCAUAAACGAGACAGCUCUAAUUCUUGAAUGGAGCCCACCUGUUGAUAUGGGUGGAAGGAAAGACCUUAUUUACAAUGUAAUUUGCAAGAAAUGUGGAUCUGACCUUGAACAGUGUGAACUAUGUGGUGGAGGGAUACGUUUCAUCCCCAGUCAGACAGGUUUGACUAACUCCUCUGUGACCAUACUUGACUUUUUGCCUCAUGUGAACUACAGUUUUGAGAUUGAGGCAGCGAAUGGAGUCUCGGAACUCACGAGGUCCGAUAAGCAAAUCACCGCCAUUGCAUUCACAAGUGAUCAGGCAGCUCCCCCUUUAAUAGGAGUUAUACGGAAGGACUGGGCCUCCCAAAAUAGCAUUGCUCUCUCAUGGCAAGAGCAGGAGUAUCCCAUAGGAAUUGUCCUAGACUACGAGAUCAAGUACUAUGAGAAAGAACAGGAACAGCUGAGCUAUUCUUCAACACGAACAAAGGCUCCGAGUGUAAUCAUCUCUGGGCUGAAACCAUCUACCAAGUAUAUAUUUCAUAUCCGCGCAAGGACAGGAAAUGGUUAUAGUGGUUACAGCCAGAAGUUUGAAUAUGAAACAGGAGAUGAAACUUCGGACAUGGCAGCUGAACAAGGCCAGGUGCUUGUGAUAGCCACUGCUGCCGUUGGGGGGUUCACUCUUCUUGUCAUCCUCACGCUGUUCUUCCUCAUCACUGGCAGGUGUCACUGGUACAUCAAAGCAAAAAUGAAGUCUGAAGACAAAAGGACACAGUUCCAAAAUGGUCAUCUACGACUUCCAGGAAUCAAAACAUAUGUUGACCCAGAUACAUAUGAAGACCCCACACUAGCAGUUCAUGAGUUUGCAAAGGAAAUUGAUCCUUCUAGAAUUCGUAUUGAGAGGGUGAUUGGAGCAGGUGAAUUUGGGGAAGUCUGUGGUGGGAGGCUGAAGACUCCAGGAAAGCGAGAGAUCCCUGUGGCUAUUAAAACACUGAAGGGAGGCUAUAUGGAUCGACAGAGGAGGGAUUUCCUGAGGGAAGCCAGCAUCAUGGGACAGUUUGAUCAUCCUAACAUUAUUCGCCUGGAAGGUGUGGUAACAAAAAGCAGACCAGUAAUGAUAGUUGUUGAAUACAUGGAGAAUGGCUCUCUCGACUCCUUUCUACGGAAACACGAUGGUCAUUUUACUGUCAUCCAGUUAGUCGGCAUGCUACGUGGGAUAGCAUCAGGCAUGAAUUACCUUUCAGACAUGGGUUAUGUACAUAGGGAUUUGGCAGCACGGAACAUUCUCGUCAACAGCAAUCUGGUGUGUAAAGUGUCAGACUUUGGGCUGUCCCGGGUGCUAGAGGAUGACCCUGAAGCAGCAUACACAACAACUGGUGGAAAGAUUCCGAUCCGAUGGACUGCACCAGAAGCCAUAGCAUAUAGGAAGUUCUCAUCAGCAAGUGAUGUUUGGAGUUAUGGGAUAGUUAUGUGGGAGGUCAUGUCAUAUGGAGAAAGGCCUUACUGGGAGAUGUCUAACCAAGAUGUAAUUUUAUCCAUUGAGGAGGGAUACCGGCUUCCUGCCCCCAUGGGCUGCCCAGUAACUCUGCACCAGCUUAUGCUACACUGCUGGCAGAAGGAGAGGAAUCUUCGACCCAAGUUCACGGAUAUCGUUGGCUUCUUGGAUAAAUUAAUCCGCACACCGAGCACCUUGCAGAUAUUAGUGGAGGACAUACAAGGAAUGCCGGACUCCCCUGGAGACGUCAGUGACUAUCCUAUGUUUGUGACAGUAAGUGAAUGGCUAGACUCCAUAAAGAUGAGCCAGUAUAAGAAUCACUUCUUGACAGCAGGUUUCCUAACGUUGGAUUCUGUGACAAGGAUGACAAUAGACGAUGUACGAAGACUAGGUGUCACACUAAUCGGACAUCAGAGACGAAUAGUGAGCAGCAUACAGACUCUGCGACUGCAAAUCGUACACACACACGAGAAGGGCUUCCAUGUAUGAAAAUGAAUAUGAGAGACUCGGUUUGGUGCCUCAGAAUUUUUUAUGUCAUUUCAGUCGAUACAUGGAUGCCCACUUAAAAAAAUGCAGGUCUCUUUUUCAAAUAAUGGAUGUUUCUUUUGUGCAAACACCUCUAAAAUGAAUUUUCACCAGACUUCUCACUUUCUUCCUCUGUUAACUUCAGGAAAACCUCUGGUCAAGACGAAGAAGAAGAAUGGCUUAUACAAAAUAAAUAAGACAUGAAGUUGAUUAUUAAAAGAAAAUUAUAUUGGACUGACCAUUGGUUGGAGUCUGUGAUGUGGGGUCAUCACAGAUAGCUAAAGAAUAAGGUUCCUAUAUGGCCCAAGGAGGCCAUAUCAUUACUAAUGUGUGUAGAGACCAAAUGAUAGAUUGGAAAUUAAUCAGCCUUUUUUCCAUGUUUUGUGGUCAUGUUACUUCCAAUAGCAAAUGUGCAAUCAAAUAAUUUGUUUCAUUUUCUUUAGAGUUUUUAAAGUUUAAACCUAUGGGUUUAUAAUGUUAUAUUUAAAUCUAUAUAUAGAUAUAUAAGUAUACAUAUAUAAAAUAAUUGUCAGUAUGCCGGUGCUUGAGAAAUGCUAGGAGCUUUGCCAAGAAAGAUUUCUUUUAUAGAAUUUCAAUUAUAUGCAAAGAAGUGGAUAACUAAAUUGCUACAUUACACUGUUUUACUGCACACUAUGUUGACGUGUGUUUAUCAACACUUGUGGAUAAUCUGGAAAAUAUAUACAGUGAGUGACAAUAUUUAGACUUGAAAAAAAAAGUGUCAUUUAAGCAAUAAGACAAUGCAGAGUGUGUGAGCAAUUGUCAAAUGUCAGUUGACAUUUGAAAUAAAGUGAGUGGUUUAUGUACUCAAGAAAGGCAUAGUGUUACCAGAUACAGCCAAUAAUGUUUUUUCAGUUGUAUGCUAAGGAGCAGUGUGUGCUAUCCUUAUGAGUUUAUAAUGUUACAUAUCAGUAUGGAUUUUUAAAGUAUUAGUAACUACUGCAGAGAUACACAACUGCCACUUUUGGUAUCUGUAAUUUUUGAAUUGCCGUGUUGGUAUUCGUAUUUUUGGCAUCAGCACUUGGUGACACACACUCUGGAGUGCCUUAAUGCAACCAAAAAGGGUUAGUUUUGAUUUUAAACAUUAUAUUGACUAUGAAUAAUGUACUACGUAGUUAAAUAUUUGAAAACUGGACUGCUGCAUUCAGACAAAGCUUAGGUACAUGACUCCAUUCAACACAGCAUCCAUGUAUCCAUCUACAACCCCUUAUAUUGUUUGGUUUAUCUGAACCAUUUUGCAAUGAUGAACUACAGAAAGCCCCAUUGGCUGACCUCUCAACUUCUUUGCUCGUGAAUUCUGGAUAAAGAAAACAAAAAUAAUAUGGAGACAAAAGACCCUG
Molecule: messenger RNA, 6574 nt
Organism: Protopterus annectens (West African lungfish)
Lineage: Eukaryota; Metazoa; Chordata; Ceratodontiformes; Protopteridae
Gene: EPHA6
Product: EPH receptor A6
Exons: 17
Coding region: 2214-5180 (988 amino acids)
Biological process (GO): protein phosphorylation; axon guidance; cell surface receptor protein tyrosine kinase signaling pathway
Cellular component (GO): plasma membrane; neuron projection
Molecular function (GO): ATP binding; protein binding; transmembrane-ephrin receptor activity
Source: RefSeq, a predicted model, not a curated record